This is a messenger RNA of Penicillium verhagenii, 693 nucleotides long. RefSeq lists its product as uncharacterized. The transcript has a single exon. The coding region runs from base 1 to 693 and encodes 230 amino acids. NCBI's taxonomy places the organism in Eukaryota, Fungi, Ascomycota, Eurotiomycetes, Eurotiales, Aspergillaceae. The record is from RefSeq and is a predicted model, not a curated record.
AUGUCUUCAUCCGGCCAGUUUUGGUUUUUUCCAGGUUUGCAGGCUGGCCUCAUUCCUCCUCCCCCGCGGUCCGAAGGCGCUGGUUUUGAAUCAGUCAGACGGCUUCACCGGGACUACAAGGUUCUUCGUGAACGUUGUGAAGCCUGGCGUAAGCGCGAUCUGGAAUUGAGCAAUCAGUUGCUGGAAGCUUCGGUUCCCUCUCCCCCUCCGUCUCCCCCUCCCCCUUGUUUCCGUUCUGUUUCCGCUCCGUCUGCCUUCGCGUUCCUUCCCCCUCGCGUCACUCCCCUUUUUGCCCCCGGGACAGCCGGGAUCUUGAAGACCACGUACGGUCCCCGCAACAAGACUAAUGGUGGUUGCCACGUUUCCUUCGGGGAAACACAGGUCCACAUAGUUGAGCGAUGGAUUAAGCGUAGUAAGAAGGGAUCCCGUUCCAAGCCCAAGUCACGUUCGCCUCGUGUUACUGCUCACCCCAUCAAGUUCUAUGGGGAUCGUUCGUUGCCAUACAAGCCGGCCUCUGUCGACGGGCAGUUGGUGUCUGGUGAGUAUCCAGUCCCGUUUGUUCGAGAGCUCAUAGGUAUCUCACGCAAAGAACUACCCACUGAUAUCCCUGGUCCGGUCACCUGGGCCAAGGCCAUUGGUUUUGGUAUUGCGGCCUGUGCAGCUGCUCUGUUCACUCGGUGGUUGGAGGCAUGA